AUGUACGCUCGAGUUCAUUUGAGUUUCGUCUUUAUAAUCACGCUUUCCGUGGUGCUUCCAACCGAUUGCACACCGCGGCGGAACACGCGCUACCGUCCGCCGAAGCCACGUUUCGAAGUAUACAAUCCGAAGGGUCUGAUCGCGUGGAUUCCUUCCGAUGUCGGCAUCACCCAAUUCGCAUUCUACGCAAAGUUAAACAAACGUUUUGAAGAUGAGUACGAAGUUGGCCGAUGGUCGAAAACCAUUUCUCAACCAAGGAAUGGUCGGUUUACGUUCGUUGAUCGCAAAGCGGAACUGAAACCCGGGGAUGUGAUCUACUACAAAACGGGGAUUACGCACAACAGUGUGACGUACCGUGGGAACUAUGGAUCGUAUGAGAUCACCAAGUAUAGCGGUAAUACUCCAGGAAGUGAUGGAGGUGGGGGUACUGGUCGGAAAACUACUACUACUACAAGCACAUUGCCUCCAUUUGUGUAUAAGAAUAACGAACGGAGAACCAAGGGAGUCGACCAGGAUACGUACAUUCCUUUGGGACCGUUCGAUUAUGAGUCCAAAGAGCUCGCUUCGCCUCCGUUGAUACGCACUCGAACGAUUGCAACGCAAACUAGCGCUGAAGAUCUGGGAUACAAAGAGUGUGAUAGGGCCCAAACGUAUGUAAAUGGAAGAAAAGUGUGCAGUGGAAAACUGAUCUUCGAAGAAACGUUCGAUGCCAAGGAAUUGAAUGCACAACAGUGGAGAAUCGAGAACCGAUUUGCUUCGGAUCCCGAUAACGAGUUUAUGGUCUAUGCUGAUUUUAAGGAAAAUAUUCAGCUUCGUAAUGGCAAACUCCACAUACGACCUUCGUUGUUCGAGAGCAAAUUUGGUCCGGGGUCAACCAAUACAAAAUUCAUGUUCGCCUCCGAAUGCACGGGAUUGUUAAAUUCACGGGAUUGCAUUAGAGAUCGGAAGAUCGAUUUCGACAUGAUUCCACCGGUACUUUCUGCGCAAAUAUCAACCUUCAAUUCGUUCAAGUUCCUGUAUGGGAAAAUUUUAAUUCGUGCUAAACUUCCCAGAGGUGAUUGGAUUUUUCCACAAUUAUAUCUUAAACCGAGCAAUGAAUUCUACGGUCGAGACGAGUAUGCCUCAGGUUUGAUGCGCGUUGCUUACGUUCCCGGUGGGCCAAAACUGCGGAAUCAGCUCUCCGGAGGGUUGAUUUUGAAUCACGCGGAGCCUCUGCGCUGUUCGAAGAUGUGUACUCUUACGAGACCCGGCAACUGGAAUGACGAUUUCCAUGUGUUCGGUCUCACGUGGAGUCCGGAUGGAAUCUACAUGGAAGUGGAUGACGAAAUUUACUGUCACAUCGAUCCGGAUGAAGGAUUCUAUAGUGAGAUUAAAGCCACUAAACCGCAAAUUGCGAAUCUGUGGAGGCUGAGCGGAAACCGGAUGGCACCUUUCGAUAAGGAAUUCUACAUCAACUUGGGAGUUGGUGUUGGCGGUCACUACGACUUCCAUCUGUUCCAAGAAAAACCUUGGAAGGACCUUUCUGUGAAGGCAAUGCACAUGUUUUGGAGUGCACGCGGAAGUUGGUAUCCAUCGUGGAAUAGUAAUAGCACGUUACAGGUUGAUUACGUUAAAGUGUACGCAAUUUGAAAUUCGGUAGUUAGUUUUCUGCAAAUGUUGCAACCAACGGCCAAUAUUUUGUUCCCCGAUUUACUUAGGUAUCGAAAACUGAACGAGAGAAAGACGAUAAAUAAGUUCCUUUACCAUUGAGAACUUUCGUAAUUGAGACGGUCCCGGUGUUGGGGUAAACAUCCAUACCUCUCAUGCCAAAGAGUCACGAGUUCAAAUCUCAUCCCCGGACAAGUCACGAAAGACCCAA
Molecule: messenger RNA, 1858 nt
Organism: Ochlerotatus camptorhynchus
Lineage: Eukaryota; Metazoa; Arthropoda; Insecta; Diptera; Culicidae
Gene: GNBP3
Product: Gram-negative bacteria binding protein 3
Exons: 2
Coding region: 1-1629 (542 amino acids)
Biological process (GO): carbohydrate metabolic process
Molecular function (GO): carbohydrate binding; hydrolase activity, hydrolyzing O-glycosyl compounds
Source: RefSeq, a predicted model, not a curated record